UAUUACAAAAUUACCUUGAAAAGAUCAACAAUUGGUCUUUCAAAAGAUGUUCGUGAUGCCACAAAGACACUUGGAUUAUUUCGUCUUCACCAAACUUCAUAUAAACCUGUCAACUCAUGCAAUGCAGGUCUCAUUCUCAAGUUGAAAGAAAUUGUCAAAGUUGAGUUGAUUGAUCAU
Messenger RNA from Rhizopus microsporus ATCC 52813, 177 nucleotides. RefSeq lists its product as uncharacterized. Gene Ontology annotation, cellular component: large ribosomal subunit. Gene Ontology annotation, molecular function: structural constituent of ribosome. The annotation marks the transcript as partial. Gene Ontology annotation, biological process: translation. The record is from RefSeq and is a predicted model, not a curated record. The transcript has a single exon. Lineage: Eukaryota; Fungi; Mucoromycota; Mucoromycetes; Mucorales; Rhizopodaceae.